Molecule: messenger RNA, 4161 nt
Organism: Callithrix jacchus (white-tufted-ear marmoset)
Lineage: Eukaryota; Metazoa; Chordata; Mammalia; Primates; Cebidae
Gene: ARRDC4
Product: arrestin domain containing 4
Biological process (GO): protein transport
Cellular component (GO): cytoplasm; plasma membrane
Molecular function (GO): ubiquitin-like ligase-substrate adaptor activity
Source: RefSeq, a predicted model, not a curated record
CAAGAAGCAGGGCUCGCAGGGGACCUAUGGCCGCCCGCCGGAGGUGGGCUAUCCCGGCCCCUUUCCAGCCCCAACUGGGUUUGUUAAAGCGAUAGGCCCCUUGGCGAGGCUGCGCUCCACCGGGUACCGCACGGCUGCAGUGGCGGCCUCAGCUUGCUGCUGGCGCCUGUGACAGCGGCGCCGCUGUGCUCGCAACCCCGGCUCCAAGCCUCUGUCGACCUCCGGGGCGGGGACGCGUCGCCGGGCGGGAUGGGCGGCGAGGCGGGGUGUGCGGCGGCUGUGGGCGGCGAGGGCCGCGUGAAGAGCCUGGGUCUGGUGUUCGAGGACGAACGCAAGGGCUGCUACUCGAGCGGCGAGACGGUGGCCGGGCACGUGCUGCUAGAGGCGACCGAGCCGGUGGCCCUGCGCGCGCUGCGACUGGAGGCCCACGGCCGCGCCACCGCCGCCUGGGGCCCUAGUACCUGUCCCCGCGCCUCGGCCAGUGCCGCGGCCCUGGCUGUCUCUUCCGAGGUGGAGUACCUGAAUGUGCGCCUCAGCCUGCGGGAGCCCCCGGCCGGUGAAGGCAUCAUUUUAUUACAGCCUGGAAAACAUGAAUUUCCAUUUCGCUUUCAACUUCCAUCUGAACCUCUGGUCACCUCAUUUACUGGGAAAUACGGAAGCAUUCAGUACUGUGUGCGGGCAGUGUUGGAACGACCCAAGGUACCUGAUCAGAGUGUAAAGCGGGACCUCCAGGUCGUAAGUCAUGUUGAUGUCAACACACCAGCAUUAUUAACCCCUGUAUUGAAAACUCAAGAGAAAAUGGUUGGCUGUUGGUUUUUCACUUCUGGUCCAGUCUCGCUGAGUGCCAAAAUUGAAAGAAAGGGAUACUGUAAUGGAGAAGCUAUUCCAAUCUAUGCAGAAAUAGAGAAUUGUUCCUCUCGUCUGAUUGUUCCAAAGGCUGCUAUUUUCCAAACCCAGACAUACUUGGCUAGUGGAAAAACAAAGACCAUCCGACACAUGGUCGCCAAUGUGCGGGGAAACCACAUCGCUUCUGGGAGCACGGACACAUGGAAUGGGAAGACUCUAAAAAUUCCACCUGUUACUCCAUCCAUCCUGGAUUGCUGCAUUAUCAGAGUGGACUAUUCCUUAGCUGUGUACAUUCAUAUUCCUGGUGCUAAAAAAUUGAUGCUGGAACUGCCAUUAGUGAUUGGUACAAUUCCAUAUAAUGGUUUUGGCAGCAGAAACUCCAGCGUUGCCAGUCAGUUCAGUAUGGAUAUGAGCUGGUUGACACUGACCCUGCCAGAACAGCCUGAAGCACCACCAAAUUAUGCAGAUGUGGUAUCAGAGGAAGAAUUCUCUAGACACAUUCCUCCUUACCCUCAACCCCCUAACUGUGAGGGAGAAGUGUGCUGUCCUAUGUUUGCCUGCAUACAAGAAUUCCGAUUUCAACCCCCACCUCUUUAUUCGGAGGUUGAUCCACACCCUAACGAUGUAGAAGAGACCCAGCCUGUUUCCUUCAUUCUCUGAACAUAUUUCAGAAAUCACUGUGUUCAUCAUCAAAUUAGAAUGUUGAUUCUUUUCCUUCUGCCUUUUUGGGAAAGAGAGAGGAAAGAUUAACUUAAGAACAUAAAUGAACAUCAAGACUGAAGGCAAUAGAAAUCAAAGAAUGUGAGAAAUUUCUAGUGGGCCGACAGGAUUGCUGCACAAGUUUAUAUGAUGGUCUGUAUCCCUGUUAAAAAGACAGGAUGAAGAUGUGCAAAGUCUCAGAAUGUAAUGCAAGUCCUGAUGGUUAUACAGUAAGUGAAAGGGUGCCUGUGCUGACCAGAGAAGGGAAUCUGUAAACAGUGGAAACACUGUGGGAAUUUCCCGUGGUGUUUUAGAGUGGAAUGAAGGCGAUAUGAACUGAAGGAGUAAAGACUUGAUUUUGGAGAAGGUAACAAAACACGGGUGUGCAUGAAUAGAAAAAUGGCCCACUCCAAAUACGAAGUGAGACCCUGACGUUUUCAGGUCUUUCUUCAUGAUUUCUUACCGUGUUCAGGCCUAAAGUCAUUGAAAGUAUCUUUUCCUGAGAUCAUGGUCAUAUGAGGUCCUAACGAAGAUGUACAAUUUUCAUUCUUUCAAUGGUAGACUAAAAUGCAGUUUAUAAAUUGGCAGCACAGUAUUAUGAAACCAAGGAAGGGUUUCUUGAAAAGCUUGUCAGUUCAGAGGGGAAAGAUGAAUUUCAGUGUGAAGACACGUUUUGUGGAAGGCUGUACUUUUUACCCCCUUUAAGUACUUUAACAGGGUAUAUGUUUAAUUUUUUUCCUAUCUUAUUCACCUAGGAGCAUGUCAGAGAAAGAAGGGAGAGGAAAAAGUUGCAUCAGCAGGAUGCCUUCAUAACUACACAGUCCAAAAGAAAAGGCCUUUUUCUAACCUACCUCUACUGGGGUUAUGAGACAUGUUUUAAAUCUCCUGGCCUAAGUACCCUUCUUUGGGGUUGCUGUCUAUAGCAGCAGUCUCAUCUCAUCUAUCCCUAAAUCUGAACCUGGUCCAAGGGGAAAAUUCAGAAGGUUAGCAUUAAAUGGAAGUAACAUUAUGUAUACCUAAGGGAAUGUCAAAUACCAAACCAAAAGACGGUAGGAGUCUAUUUCUUAAAAAGAUGCAACUUUCAUUCCUAUCUAGAGACUUAGGUUUACUGAUGGCAGUCGCUGCAUUUGUACAUUAUUCCAGUUCUUCAGUAAUUCUGUUUAAACUGUGAUUUUCUUUAUUAUGUUGGUGCAAUAUUUUAUUAUCAUUUAACCUCAGGAUAUUCAGACCAACAGGAUUGUGUUGCUGCUAAAAGUCUGAGCAGUGUUUUACUGUCCCCAACUCACUUCCUACAUGGUCACAUGUUCACUUGCUUUUCCUUCCAUCUGUUGGUUUUGUGAGCUGAGAACAUUUCUGGACACGUGGAAGGGAGCCAGGGAUUCCUGUGAUAGAGAUUUUGGACCAGCAGAGGACUUCAGUUUUCUUCAUGUCCUAAGGGUUUGAUCUAGAAACCCUGGUGCUUCCCCUGCGGAAUACUGUACUUCAUUCAACAGAAUGAUUGAUUUUUCUUUCAAUCAACAUGUUCGCCAAAAAUAGAGAAGUUUUUCUAAGGUUAAAUUUUGUAUUUAAGUUCGGCCAUUGGAUCAGGGAAUUUUCUACAAAUAUUAGGUAAAUGUAUGCUUUUCACCCUCUGGGCAUACCUCUCUUCUCUGUAAUCGUGGAAGCAUCAUCAUGCAUAGUUCUUUCAUUGUAAGCCACGGUUUAAAAUCAUAGUGCAAAACGGUUAGACCAGUAAUUGUGCUACUGAAAUUGUAACAAAAAAUGUUAUUCCUUGAUUUGGUUUUUAAAUUUUGCUUUGUCUUAUGUGUCUCUUUAAGUAGAUAUGUGUAUUUAAGUGUUGUCUAAACAGUUUUAUUUUUACUUUAGAAAAGAUCAUCUUCAACUGUUUAUUGACUUCUAAAUUGUAGUUCAUGCCUUGUCGAGGCAUUGUUUGACUCCAUGAUACUAAAACAUAAUGAAAGAAACAAACCCAUUAUGGAGAGAGAGAAAGUUUAAUUAUUUGGCUCCAUAUAGAAAAGCAGCUACUUAAUGGAAUCCUUCACUAGGAUUGUUCUGUCACCUUUUUUAGUUAAACCAUGAAAUGUCCCUGUAAACUGAAGUUAAACUAACUUUGUAGGACUUAACAGAAUAGCUAAAUGGUGUGACUUGCCUUAUUGAACUGAUACUGGCAUACCUGACCUUAAGCAUUAGGUUAAAGAUACCAUUUUAUGAAUAUGAAAAAUUCUACAUCAAAACAGAAAAUAUCUGGGAAUGAAGAUUACAAAUUUAGCUGCUGUUAUUUGCCUGUUUAUUCCCUUCUUGCUCUUGUUUAGUUUACAAAAACAAAAAUGUGGCCUUGGAAUUUUCAUUUUAAUGCAGAAAUUUUGAAAUUGAAAAUGUGCAUUUUUUGGUGCACAAAAUCCUUCUGUGGGCAAAACUUUUUAUGUCUUUGUUUUGCACAAUAGGAAAAAUAGGCAGGAGUUAUGUUUUUGAUAAGUUAACUACAAAAGCUUUUUUAUUUUUAUUAUUAAAAAUGUAACAAUUUAACCCACAGGAAAAAAAAAAUAGAUUGUAUUUUGUACACUUGUUUGAACCCCGUGGGUUCCUUUUAUUAAUAAAAUUAUUACACUAAUGCUA